AUGCUACUAUCAUCAGACCAGCACGCCGAAACACCCCGGUUGGAGGAUUUCUUCUGGACAGGAUCGGGUGAUGGACCUCCUCCACCAGAUUUGUCUGCGCCCGCGCCUGUACCAAGUUCACCAAUUGUUCGGACUACUACUGUUCUUGCUACGGUGUACUUGGAUUCAUAUCCGCCACAGGCGGUGACAGACAAGACGGGUGAAUGCGUGGUCAAUUGUGAGUCACCAGAAGGGCUAGAGCCUGAGAUCCCAGAAGACAGGCGGUACUGGCUUCUCACAGUCAUACAAGGGUCAACGCCAGAUAGUCUGCAGCUACGGCUUGCAAGGCUGUAUCAGAAAGCUUUCUUGAGGCAACAGGAAAAACACCUCGGCAUAAUUAAAUCACUAGACGCCACAACAGCAAGAAAGAAGCAUGACGUACACUCAUUUAUAGUCAAUAAGAAUAAUGAAAUAAGCCCGAUCAACGAUAUACAUAGUUCAAUGACAAACAUAGAUACCAUACAAAGUGUUUCAACUAUAGAUAAGGAAAUGUUUUUAGCGAAUAGUAUGGAGUCAUUAAUAUCAGAGAUAGAACCAACUAGAGUAGAGGAAAUAGCUUGGGUGCUAGUAACUCCAACUAAGGUGAUUCGUAAAAGAGAUACAAGAGAAGCUGAAGAGAUAGAUAUGAAUAGAGAAGACAUUGAACCUCUAGAAGAGAGUAAUAAUGAGACAAUAUUGUUCAAGCGCGAAAUUAUUAAGCCGGAACAGCAACCGCCAGUGCAGGUUCAUAUUCAGAAUAUAACCGAGUCAGCUGAAACUGGUAGUGUCCAAAUAGUGUAUGUAGUACUUGUGGGUGGUAGAGCCGUACCAGCAGCUGUAGCGGCCAGAGAUAUGAGAUUAGUGAGAGAUGCUGAGGUGGCAAAGGAACUUGGAGCUGUGGUCACGACUAAGGCUGAACCAGCGUAUCUUCGAGCAGCAGAGGGACUGGAGGGCGAAGCACCCACCACCAUCCAUGGAACUGAACUGUGGGCCCUCGCUGUGGGCUCCACAAUUGCCGUUCUCUUAUUGAUCAUUAUUUUUGUCUUACUGUGUUUUGCACAUCGCAAAAAGUCAAUUAAAUCAGCGGCAUCCCUCCGUGCGUACAGAAAUGAACUGAUGCAGGAAAUAGAGAGAAACCGAGCUUAUGUUCGCGAAGAGAAUAACGGAAAGCUCGUUAGCGUGGUGUCUCCAAGUCGUACAAGACCAAGCAGUGCUCUGCUUCCCAUUUACAGGAAGGGCAGUGCUUCCAGUGGUGAUCUCUCUCUUGUGUCUAGAGAACUGUAUGGCAGGGAAUCGAACCCAACAAAAUCGGGUUGUGUGACAAGCGCUUUAAUUACUUCACAAUGUCGGCGGAACAGAUUAUUAGUAGACAUUAAACAUAUAAUUUUUGAAGUUAUACUUCUUAAGUUCUCAACAACAUCGUCUAGUGUAUCCGAUAUAGUGGCACUUCGACGUAGACAAAAGAAACCACACGCGCUCAGGAUGCCGCAGAAGAAGCGAGUGGGAACAACGGACAGUCUACUCGAAGCAGCAGGAGUUGAGAGUUCUGACAGCGGACAACCUUCCGCGCCCCCAACACCCACCUCAUACCUUUCAAUGCCUUCUGUCACUACUUUUCCCAGGGGCAACAUCGUAGAACCCCUGUCCCGUAUUCUAGAACCAAUAUCAGUUCGACACCUGGACAUCGAUUCCCCUAUACCCAGCCCCAAGGGUCUCAAAGACACAGUACCUCGACGCCAGAUGCCCUCACAGCUGGUCCGUUUGGGGAGCAUUGAUAAGGAUCCAGGGGUCAUUGGACCUCUAGUAUGGGACCUGCAUUGCCAGAGGAUUAAAGAUGCCUCAAAGACAUCCAGCCCUAUGAAGUCUCUGACCCGCAAAGAGCCGUCAUCGUCACGCAUGAGGCAAAGAUUCAAUGAACUAAUGGAUGAUGCAUUCACUCUAUUCGGGAGUUCGACUCCCGAUACUUGUACUAUUGAAAGAGAAAGCAGUAAGGAUAAACCUGAUACAGUGAGUGAGGCUCGUAACGAUAAUGUACGUGUUCCGUGUAUGGUAGAUACUGUACGCGGACGUUCAGCGGGACCUGGUCGCAGUGGUACACCAAUAGAUUCCAUACGUCCGCGUACGUCAUUCGUACGCACAGCGAACGAACGUCGCGUACCCACUCGCGCUUGGGGACCCACACCGCCUCAGUCUGUGACUCGUGUACCAGCAACACCUAUAGUAAACACAGCGCUCAUGAGCACGCAAGGAAAGUUAUCGCCGGACGACCCCGCCUUACCUCUCAUAUCCGCUAUUAAAUCAGAAAUACAACGGGUGCGAGAAAAUGCCUCCAAACAAAACUAA
This is a messenger RNA of Pieris macdunnoughi, 2361 nucleotides long. Lineage: Eukaryota; Metazoa; Arthropoda; Insecta; Lepidoptera; Pieridae. The record is from the annotation of a GenBank genome assembly.